Bipolaris oryzae ATCC 44560 is the source of this 3726-nucleotide messenger RNA. RefSeq lists its product as uncharacterized. Gene Ontology annotation, cellular component: membrane. Gene Ontology annotation, molecular function: ATP binding; ABC-type transporter activity; ATP hydrolysis activity. Lineage: Eukaryota; Fungi; Ascomycota; Dothideomycetes; Pleosporales; Pleosporaceae. Gene Ontology annotation, biological process: transmembrane transport. Bases 1 to 3726 code for a protein of 1241 amino acids. The record is from RefSeq and is a predicted model, not a curated record. The transcript is spliced from 8 exons.
AUGCGCGCGACAUCUGAAUUGCAUUUGGGAUUGACCUUGUUCCAGCGCAUCUUUCGGUAUGCGGACCGUACCAGUUGGAUCCUGAACGUCAUUGCAGCCAUCGCCGCUGUCGCUGCUGGAACACUACUACCACUCAUGGACCUAGUCUUUGGAAAAUUUGUGUCCACGUUUACUGGGUUUGCUACUGGCACCAUCACACCAGCUAAAUAUCGGUCUGAAGUGAACAAAUUCACUCUCUACUUUAUAUAUCUCUUCAUUGGAAAAUUCAGUCUCGUCUAUAUCCACUCGACUUUUAUAUCAAUAGCCGCAAUACGUACCACCAAGGCUGUGCGCAUAGACUUCCUCAAACACGUCAUUCGCCAAAAUAUCGCCUACUUCGAUUCAGAUGAGGCCGCCUCGGUCACAACGCAGGCCACCAGCAAUGGAAACAAUGUUAACAACGGUAUUUCUGAGAAACUUUCGCUCACAAUCCAGGGUGUAUCGACCUUCGUAACAGCUUUCAUCGUCGCCUUCAUCGUACAAUGGAAGCUCACUUUGAUCACAAUCAGUAUCGUUCCAACUAUUAUAGUCGUUAUUAGUGUUUGCGUGGGUCUCGACACCAAGAAUGAGAACCAGUUGUUAUCUAUCCAAUCAAAAGCUGGGCAGUUGGCAGAAGAAGUCUUCUCAACGAUACGCACUGUUCAUGCUUUUUGGCUCCAGCCUUUGUUGUCGCGCAAAUACGACAGUAUUCUCGGCGAUGCAGAGAAUGUAGGGAUGAAGAAAUCUCCCAAUUAUGCGGUUAUGUUUUCCACGGAGUUUUUCUGUAUCUACUGCGGCUAUGGAUUGGCCUUCUGGCAGGGCAUCCGAAUGUUUGCUCGAGGAGAGAUCAAAGAAAGCGGCGAUGUGUUUACCGUCAUCCUAGCCGUAAUAGUUGCAGCGACUGCAAUGACGACAAUUGCUCCUCAAAUUAUGGCUUUGGCAAAGGCAUCGUCUUCCGCAGAUGAGCUGUUCAAGACAAUUGACCGAAAGUCCCCGAUAGAUCCUCUGAGUGAAGAGGGUAAAAUACCUGAUGUAUGCAACGGCGUCAUUGAGAUCAAGGACGUCAGCUUUGCGUAUCCAGCAAGACCCGAUAUCACGGUACUAAAGAACCUGACUGUGUCGGCACCUGCAGGUAAAACGACAGCACUGGUUGGAGCCUCAGGCAGCGGCAAAUCCACCAUUGUCGGCUUGAUUGAACGUUGGUACGACCAGGCUAGCGGUGUGAUCUACCUCGAUGGUACAGAUAUCAGAGAGUUGAAUCUCACGUGGCUACGGACAAACAUCCGUCUUGUUCAGCAAGAGCCGGUCCUGUUCUCUGGGACCAUAUUUGAGAACGUCGCAUUCGGCCUUGUUGGUACUGAAAAGGCAAAUCUAUCUCAGGAUGAGCAACAGAAGCUGGUAGAAAAGGCCUGCAAGGAUGCUUAUGCCGAGGAAUUUAUCAAGAGACUGCCAAAGGGCUACGAUACGCAGCUUGGCGAGCGUGCUGCAAAUCUCUCGGGCGGUCAAAAGCAACGCAUAGCGAUUGCACGCAGCAUCGUUUCAGGGCCAACCGUCCUCCUCUUAGAUGAGGCAACUAGCGCCUUAGAUCCAAAAGCCGAAAAGAUUGUGCAGCAAGCCCUAGAGCGUGUCUCUCAAGGCCGCACCACCAUCGUCAUAGCGCAUAAGCUUUCUACAAUCCGCAAUGCAGACAACAUUAUCGUCAUGUCUAGCGGCGCUGUCGUGGAGCAAGGCUCACAUGAGGAGCUCCUUGCGCAAGAUGGAGCAUAUGCACGUCUUGUCCGCGCCCAGGAUCUUGGCCAGACCGACAGCGAAGAACACGUGGAUCAAGACUUUGCUACAGAGAAGGUUGAUCUUGAACGGACUCAGACCCAGAUCUUCGCCAUAAACAAUGAUGACGUUGAGCAACCGAGCAAAGAUGGUAUCAACUACAAUCUGGUCACAUGUAUAUGGCUGGUUCUCAAGGAAGUAGGCGAUGUCUGGAAAUGCUUCGUCUUAUUGACGAUAGCCGGUAUAUGUGGAGGAGCAACGUUCCCUGCUCAAGCCAUACUAUUCUCACGCGUCGUCGGAGCGUUUCAGUUGUCACCCGAAAGAGCUGUAGACGAGGGCGACUUCUAUGCUCUCAUGUUUUUCGUCGUUGCCCUUGGUAAUCUAGCCGUAUAUUCCGUUGUCGGAUGGACGAGCAACAUUGUAGCUCAAGUGGUAGAAAGGAAGUUCCGAAGCGAGAUAUUUGAUCUAGUCCUCAAGCAAGAUAUGGCCUUCUUUGACGACCCAAACAACGCUAGCGGUGCGCUCGUUUCAAAGCUCUCAGGAUAUCCCGACCACUUGCGCGACCUCAUGGGAUUUAACCUGAUGCUGAUAUGUAUCAAUAUCGUUAAUGUUGUUUCCAGCUCCAUUCUUGCAAUUUCCGUUGGGUGGAAGCUGGGCCUCGUCGUGGUCUUUGGAGCUCUACCGCCAAUCGUGUUUUCUGGUUACUUGAGGAUUCGUCUUGAGUUUAAAUUAGAGGAGCUUACUGGAAAGCGUUUUGCUGGCAGCGCUGCGCUCGCUGCUGAAGCCGUCUCCGCUAUUCGCACAGUAUCCAGUCUUGCACUUGAGCGACAUAUUCUCGCGCGAUACGAAGACUGUUUGCGUCAUGUUGAAAAGCAUAGCAUCAAAGCUCUAGUAUGGACCAUGUUCUGGUAUGCUCUCUCGCAAUCCAUCUCUUUCCUUGCAAUGGCUUUGGGUUUUUGGUACGGCGGUCGCCUAAUCAGUACUGGCGAGUACACAACAACUCAAUUCUUCACAGUCUUUAUUGGUGUUAUCUUUUCCGGAGAGGCAGCGGCAGGGUUCUUUUCCUACACAACAAGUCUGACCAAGGCGGCGACCGCGACGAACUACGUAUUUUGGCUACGAAGACUAACCCCGGCCGUAGAAGAAGACCCGUCCAAGCCUCCCUUUGAUAACGAAAAGGACAAGGGUCCGGCCUAUAUCGAAGUGGAUGAUAUUGCGUUCGCAUACGUGUCUCGACCACACACUAAAGUUCUCGAAGGCAUCGAUGUUGACGUACAGCCCGGCCAGUUCAUCGCGUUCGUGGGCGCAUCCGGUUGUGGCAAGUCGACCAUGAUAUCCCUUCUUGAAAGGUUCUAUGACCCUACUGCCGGGCGGAUAACUUGCGACAAUCAAGCCUUGACAGAACUCUGUCCCCGCAAAUACCGCCGUGACGUUUCGCUGGUUCAACAAGAGCCCGUAUUAUACCAAGGCUCGAUCCGCGACAACAUUGCCAUGGGCAUCGAAACUGAUGUUACGGAUGCGCAAAUUGAGAAAACAGCCAAACAAUCCAACAUUUAUGAUUUCGUCGCAUCCCUGCCGGACGGCUUCGCAACCAUGUGUGGCAAUAGGGGCACACAGUUGUCUGGAGGACAACGUCAACGGAUUGCAAUAGCCCGGGCCUUGAUACGCGAGCCGCGCCUUCUUCUGCUUGAUGAAGCCACAUCCGCACUCGACACCGAGUCUGAGCGGGUGGUUCAGUCGGCCCUAGAGGAGGCACAGAGCGGACGUACAACCAUUGCAGUGGCGCACCGCCUCAGUACAAUCAAGGAUGCAGAUACAAUCUUUGUUUUCGCCAAGGGAAAAGUUGUGGAGAGUGGGACGCACCAAGAGUUGCUUGCGAAGAGAGAAGUGUAUUAUGAAAUGUGCUUGGGUCAGAGUAUGGAUCGAGCCAUACCGGCCUAG